Phytophthora nicotianae INRA-310 is the source of this 904-nucleotide messenger RNA. RefSeq lists its product as hypothetical. Bases 119 to 904 code for a protein of 261 amino acids. The record is from RefSeq and is a predicted model, not a curated record. Lineage: Eukaryota; Oomycota; Peronosporomycetes; Peronosporales; Peronosporaceae. Gene Ontology annotation, biological process: attachment of GPI anchor to protein. Gene Ontology annotation, cellular component: GPI-anchor transamidase complex. The transcript is spliced from 2 exons.
GGCCAGUGCAGACGGAACGGAAUUCUUCAUUAAUGCUGAUGAUCUUAAGCAUUUCAAAAGCGCGAACGAUUUUCUGGAUACCUCGGUGUUGGAUGAUGGAGAGCAAGUGCUUCACUUCAUGGCUGCACUCCCAGACACCAAGCAUGCUCCGUUGUAUAUUCGCACUGCUGAUCAUAAAGAGAGCAAAGCUGGUUUGGCAACGGCGUUCGAGCUGCCAGGGUGGGGCAUUGCCGCAAUCUUGAAUCCUAUAGCGCUUAAUGGCAAGCCUUCCGUGGCCUCAUCUGAUGAAGAAAUUGCAACAACGAAAGAGCGUGAAUUGCAGCGCGUUAUGGGACUUUUCGUCUCGGAAUUUCGCACACUACUCGGCGCUCCGUCCUUCACUCAUCGACAGCGAAAAGAGGACGCAACAAGCGGCGAUACAUCGAGACAGAUACUAUUGUUCUUACCUUCACACACCGACGGUAUUGCGGAUUGGGAACUGGACGUGAUCAUGCGCGACCGCUUCACUAAACUGAUGCAGACGUCAAUUGAGACGCUGCAGUCGACGGUGGAACUGGUCGAGGCGCUGCCGGAGCUGAGCGUUCUGGAGCGGGUGCAAACUCGAGUGGAGACAGCCGUCACGAGACUUGAAGCAAUUCUCUGCAAUAGUAAUCGAGAACAGGAGUGCGUGGACGCUUCAGAUCGGCGCAGUCUGUUGGUAAUGGCUCGUCAGGCAUCGGAACUCACCGACGCUGCGUACUAUGACCACACUAUGAUCCGCCAGCUCUACUUCCCUCAAGAGCAGAUGCUGGGUGUCUAUGCGCCGCUUCUUGCUCCGCUUAUCCUUCCUUUUCUAUUGGGCUUGAUACGCGAGCUCAAGCGCUUCAAGGCGAAGCGUGCAGCUAAGAAGGACAAGUUGCAGUAA